Molecule: messenger RNA, 1384 nt
Organism: Manis javanica (Malayan pangolin)
Lineage: Eukaryota; Metazoa; Chordata; Mammalia; Pholidota; Manidae
Source: RefSeq, a predicted model, not a curated record
AUGGUGGAGGCCAGGAGCCUGAUUCCAUUUAAAACUCUGAAAGGACACCAGCACAUUGUGAGUUCCUGUCACUUCUGUGUGGAUGACACAAAGGUCCUCAGUGGCUCCUAUGACAGCACUGUGAAGCUGUGGGAUGCUGUGGACGGGUCUGUCGUUCGGGAGUUUGAGCAGGGGCCCAAGGCUCCCGUUUCGGAGUGCAGCGUCACGGCUGACAGCAGAAGAAUUACUGCAGCAUCCUAUGACAAGACACUGAGGGUUUGGGACGUUGAAACAGGCAAACUACUGUGGAAGACUAAGCAUGAAACCUUCGUAGUCUCCUGUAAGUUUUCUCCUGAUGGUAAAUACGUGGUGUCAAGCUUAGACAUGGAUUGUGGAAUCUGUAUCACAGAUGCGGAAAAUGCCACCACUUUGUCACACGUCAAAGAUCAUCAUGAAAGGUCAGUCACAGCAUGCUGCUUUGACCCUGACAGCCAGAAGGUGGCCUCCGUCUCGGUGGACAGGAGCAUCAAGAUCUGGGAUGUCACCUCCCAGGCCACGCUGCUCACCAUUACCAAGGCACACACCAACGCAAUCUCUAACUGUUGUUUUACCUUCAGUGGCCAUUUCCUGUGUACAAGCUCUUGGGAUAAAACCUUAAAAAUAUGGAAUGUCCAUACAGGGGAGUAUCGAAACAGUGGAGCCUGUGUGACUCUGAUGAGGGGCCACGAAGGUUCUGUGAGCUCCUGCCAGUUUGCGAGAGACACCUCUCUUCUUGUGUCUGGAGGGUUUGACAGGACUGUGGCUAUUUGGGAUGUAGGAGAAGGCUACCGGAAGCUCUCCUUGAAGGGCCAUAAUGACUGGGUGAUGGAUGUUGCCAUUAGCAAUAAUAAGAAAUGGAUCCUGUCUGCUUCAAAGGAUAAGACCUUGAGACUAUGGAAUAUUGAAGAAAUUGACCAAAUUCCUUUGGUAAUCAAGAACCGAAAGACCCUGGGCCUAAAGGUGAAACAGUGUGAAGGAUGUGACAGGCCUUUCUCCACCUAUGAAACUGAUGUCUUUUCUGAAACAGUCAGCAAAUGUGUGUUCUGCCGGAUGGAUUCAAAAGACUUGUCAGCAGAGACCUCAUCAUCAGGAGAGGAUUCACCGGCAAAAUGGUGCAGCCCAGGCAGUGCUGACUGAUGGCCAUGGGGCCUUCUGAGCACAGGCCACCUGCUAUGUAGGUUUCUGCGCUUUGCAGGGACCUUUCUCUGGGGUCCCUCCCUAGCCAGGUGGGCCUGUCAGACUGGGGCAGGUGUUGAGCCCUGGCUGGGUUCCCACCACCAUGACACCUCAGCUCCACAGCACUCUUGGGGAUCAAACACUUUGGUUUUAAUUUUUAUGCAGAAUAAAUUUAGAUUCCUUUAGAAAA